AUGCCGUUACUGUUAAAUUCAGCUUCUUGUGCUAUGAAGAAAGGGCUGCUUGUAACAGGUUGUGGCCAGUCCCCAGUUCAAAAGCUAUCUGACACUAUUAUCUCAUCUUUGCUUGAUGCAUUAAAAAAGGAGUCAAAGGUACAAAUUCAAGCAAGACUAUUGGAGGCAUUCAACGAAAGCAUACAGGUUCCGGGUUCAUGUCUAAGUAAACACCAAGCUGCAAAAUUUGUUGAUGGCAUAUCAAAGGUUCUCUCCAGAUGCUCAUACCGCAAAACAGAAAGAGAGAAACGAGCUAACGAACACACAGAUUCAAGGGAGCAGGAACUACUCAAGGAGGAAGCUGAGCAACACUUGACUAUAUGUAGAAACAUUGGCAUUUGCCUUGGAACUAUGGUGAAAAAAUUGAAGGCAUCAUUCUUGCCACAUUUUGACAGGUUUUUGCCUUAUGUAUCACUUAUGUGGAGUAAUGAUAGAACAGCAGAAGAAAGAAGAAUUGUAGUGCACCUUUUUCGUGAUGUUGCUGAGCAGUGCCGAGAAGAAGCAUUCAGGCACGUCUUGCAAUUUUCAGUGUCUUAUUAA
Messenger RNA from Solanum verrucosum, 579 nucleotides. RefSeq lists its product as uncharacterized. The record is from RefSeq and is a predicted model, not a curated record. Lineage: Eukaryota; Viridiplantae; Streptophyta; Magnoliopsida; Solanales; Solanaceae. The transcript has 5 exons. Gene Ontology annotation, molecular function: nuclear import signal receptor activity. Gene Ontology annotation, cellular component: nucleus; cytoplasm. Gene Ontology annotation, biological process: protein import into nucleus. The coding region runs from base 1 to 579 and encodes 192 amino acids.